Molecule: messenger RNA, 133 nt
Organism: Cetraspora pellucida
Lineage: Eukaryota; Fungi; Glomeromycota; Glomeromycetes; Diversisporales; Gigasporaceae
Source: the annotation of a GenBank genome assembly
CCAAUGUUAAAACUAUAUCUUCAAGAACAGCCAUUAAGUAGUCUUCAUCCUUUGCUAAAUAACCAAUCACGUCUUAAUUAUUUAAUUGAAAAAGAUAAAUGGUCAAGAUAUCCAUUUGGACAGGAUAUAAUUG